UCUGAACUUCACAAGACAUUGGGGGAGGGCGGCAGACAGACAGACACGCCCGCGCGCGACAUCCGCUCUGCUAGUGCGCGCUCGCGCUGUGACGCUCGAGCUGUCUGAAGGGUUUCAGUCUGUGCGCGUGUUGUUGACGGUCAGACUGACUAGAGGGAGAGAGCGAGACAGCGGACCUGGACCGAUCAUCCUGAGGCAACACAUCAAACCAUUAGUUCUGUCACAAUCAUGCAUGUAGCUGGACGUAAAAGGAUUUGCAACCUUUAACCCAGCGAGAAAAGAAGGAGCAACCCAAAGGUGUCGUGUUUGAAGAACAGACGAAUAUUUUCCACCCAAGCAAGACCAGUAAUCUGUGUACGGACAUGGCCAGCCCUCAGACGAGUCUGAAAACCCCAUUCAAAGACCUGACGUCAUUCAAAGGCAACAUGAAGCGGCUGUACAGGGAGCGACUGGAGGAUGCACCCAUUAAAAAGCGGGUAAUGGCAGAGAUGCACAUGAAACGACGCAGCCUGGAGAGCGUCUCCAAACCCCCGAAGGUCAAGAAGGAGCGUGAGGAACACGCCAGCUCGGAAAUGGACAUCGAGGAAAGAGAAUUCCACAUGGUCGGGGCUUCCAAGGCUUUAGAUCUCAGCGCUGGCCUCAAGCACACUCUGGCACAGUUCACGCUGAGCAGCCAGAGCUCCCUGGGAGGUCCUGCUGCCUUCUCAGCAAAAUCGGCUCAGGAGUGCGCCUCUCCUGCUGGCAUGGCUCCCCUGCCGUCUCCCCCAGUCCUUGGAGGAGGCCCGCUCUUGGUUCCCUGUGACAGCUCCACUGAGCUCACUCAUUCUCUCCUCGAAGGGGAGUCCAUCUCCUGCUUUGUUGUAGGUGGUGAAAAGCGUCUUUGUCUGCCACAGGUACUCAAUUCGGUGCUGCGAGACUUCUCUUUGCAGCAGAUCAACGCCGUCUGUGACGAACUUUACGUUUACUGUUCCCGAUGUGAUGCCGAGCAGCUCCACAUCCUCAAGGUGCUGGGCAUCCUGCCUUUCAACGCACCUUCCUGUGGCCUGAUCACCCUAACGGAUGCCCAACGGCUCUGCAACGCCCUGCUCCGCCCGGGUGCCACCCUCUCGGCCGACCCCAACAGCAAACUGGCAGGCCAAGGCCUGCUGAAGGAGAGCGAGGCCAGUUUCCAGGUGGAACACCAGUGUCUGGGCAAGUGCCAAGGCCUGUUUGUGCCCCAGUUCUAUGUCCAGCCGGACGCUCCUUGCAUUCAAUGCAUGGAAUGCCAGCUGCUGUUUUCCCCACAGAACUUUGUAAUGCACUCGCACAAAUCCCCCGACAAGAGGACCUGCCACUGGGGCUUCGAUUCAGCCAAGUGGCCUUGCUACCUACAGCUGGGCCGCAAGCACGAGGGCACGGCGGAGGAGCCCCAACUCAAACAGCUGCUGGAUGAGAUGAAGGAGAAGUUUCACUACCAGCUAAAGAGGCCUCUGGACAGAAAGGUGGUGGAUGAUGACGGUCACGGGAGGAAGUCCAGUCCUGCACCCUGCCCACCUAACAGCAAGCUGUCUGAUAACGCCCUGGAGAAAAAGGGCAACUCGCAGUCUUCACUGGUUUUCAGUCGUCUCUUUCCCGAUAUCAAAGAGGAACCAGGACAUGGCCCCAUCAUCCACCCGAGUUACUACCUGUACACGUACGAUAAGAUGGUGGCCCCUAACGUGUCCCUGCGGAAGGAGGCAGAGGUGAGCCAUGAGGUUCUGGGUGCCCUGCUUAAACAACACUACAGCAGAAGAGCACUCACCCACGACAGCCAGCCCACCACAGAUCUUUCCGCAUCUCCUUCCUCUGUCGCAGAGGAGGCCAAAUCCCACCACACGGGCGAAGCGCACGAGCGCCGCCAACCUCCUCCGCCAGUCGCCAUGGAGACUAGCUCGGGCGGCAAGCAGCACGCCCCCAUUCCCACGGCGGGAAAAGACAGCGGAACGGAGGACGACAAGGACAGGAUCAUGCUGGAGAUUGUGCAGAUGUACCGGCGGCAGCAAGAGAAGCUCAAUUCCACCCUUCAGAAACAGCUGCAGCUGGAGAUGGAGCUGGAGGCAGUGCGCGGGGGUGAGGCAGCCAGGCUGAGGGAGUUGUCUGCGGAGCAGCUGGAGCUGCAGAACGAGCUGGAGGCGGUGCACACUGAGCAUGCUCAGAGACUGGGGGAGGUGCGGCAGGAGCAGAGACAGCUGGAACACCGACUGGAGCAGCUCAGGCAGCAGAGCUGUGCCUGCCAACCCAAAGAACAGGAGGCGCAGUACAACGCGCAGCUGUGUGAGCUGCGGCGUCGUCUGGAGCGUGCCGAGGCGGAGCGGCAGGAACUGCAGGAGGAGCUGUGCAGAGAACGAGAGGCCAGAGAGAAGCUGGAGCUCAUGAUCUCACAGCUUCAGCUGCAGAUGACCCAGUCUGGCACCAAGGGGAGCCGCAGCAGUAGCCCUGCCCAGCCCCCGACCCCCUCCGCAAGCCCCCAAUCCCAGCAUUCCCCCAUUUCACCGGCCCCUGAGGUAACCUCCGGAUAAACUGCUCACCCCCUCUCUCGCACACUUCCACGCCUGUAGCCCAGGAACACGCUUGCCCACUCCCUGCAGAGACACAGACAAACACAAGACAAGCUCUGCAGAAAAGAGCAGCUCUCCCAUAAACGUUUCCCUUUGUGUUCCCUUAAUGUUUGUGUUUAAUUUAAAAAGACUUUUCGUGUCUCAGUUUGUUUUAAUUUAUAGUCGUGCUGAGAGGCUGAUGGGACAGAGGAGGUGUUUCUUUUCAGGACUUUUUGCCUCCUGUGGCGUUGGGACAGUGCUUGAGUGCUUUUCCUGUCCCAGCACUUUGGAUAAAGGAAAAAAAACUGACACUCAGUAAAAUACUACCUGUCACACAGGAUGCCAAACAGCAAGACGCCAAUGCCCUGCAGCCGCAAGAAACCACGUGGAUGUUUGCUUUUUUAUUUUCAAUAUGUGUAUCAUCAUUUCUCACUGAAAAAAAUGGGAGAAGUUUUUGUUAAUAUCACAAAAAUCUCAGUAAAAUAUUAUGUUUUAAGUCAUUAUAUUUCAUACAAGUGAUUCAGAAACGCAGAGGCGCCCCUUACUGAGGCCCCCCUGGUUUAAGAUCAUAAUCCCUCUUCCUUUCCUUCUCCCCUCCAUUUUCUUUCCCUCCGUCUGUCUUUUCGGUCUGGUGUUGAUUAUGUGUUUCCUGUCUGCACUGCUGACCCUUUGCAGGCUGGUAUAUGACAAACAACUCAGUUCAUUCCUGUGUGAUGCAGUAAGCAAGCAAAGACUCACAUUCGCCCCCUGCUGGAGAACACUAUGAAACUCAGUUCUCGGUAGAUUGACUAGAUUGACUGAGUAGAUCAACAUCAUACGCUCUACAAAAAUGCUGGGUUAAAAACAACCCAAGUUGGGUUAAAUAUGGACAAACCCAAUGAUUAGGUUGUUUUGACCCAGAGGUUGGGUUAAAUGUUUGUCCAACGUGCUGGGUAGUUUUAUUUAACUCAACUAUUGUUUAAAAAUUACCACAUGGCUGGCUUAAAAUGAGCCCAAAAUAGGCUGAAAAUUAAAAAUUGGACACAUAAUUACUAGAGGCAACAAUAAUAAUCAAAACAUUUAUUAAUAAGCAAUUUAAUGAUUAGUAUUUAUGAAACUCUUUAAUUUAUGAAACAUGUUAAUUUCCAACAUAUUUUAGGUUCAUUUUAAGUGAGAAAUAAAGUAAUUUUUAAACAAUUGUUGAGUUAAAUAAAACUAUCCAGCAGGUUGGGUCAAACAUUUAACCCAAUUGCUGGAUUUGUCUGUUUUUAACCCAGCAUUUUUAGAGUGUAUCUUCAAACAAAGCACACAGUUGACCUUAAAUGUGUCAUUUUCUUAGUGAAGUUCCUCAAGGAUUCAUUAGUAGUGCAAUUGGAGAGUCACAAUCUCUCAUAAACCACAGCUGAUUUCUUUAUGCUGAUAAAUUACCUAGUUUUUCAAUGCUGGAUUCCAGGUUAAAUGAUUUGGCCGUCAUGUAUUGGGUGUUUAGCCUAGACUUUUCAUAUUCAUAUUCCCCGUCUUCAUUCCUCUGUGUCAUUAUUCUGGAUGACUGAACAAACAGGUCUGACAGAGACGAGGAAAACAGACAGGGGGCCAAGGGAGGGACAUGAAGUAAUUAAUGCUGUCACGUCCGCUCCCAGUCACUCCGUAUAAUGGGACAGCUGCCUUUGAUGCCCACCCAUACAUCAACUGUUAGACGGAUAAAGGAGGUGAAGUGUUUUUGGCAGCAGUAGUGCAGUUUGUUCAUUCAUUCUUCAGUUCCAAGUGAGUUUAUAAACAAUAAUAGACAGGAAUACAGGCUUCUUCUUUCAUGAUGUACAUAUCUAGAACAUUCCACUGUGCACAACUCACCGGUUUCAAAAUCAGCCAAGACGCAGCGUUUUUCUAAACCUGAUAAUGUGUACAGUGCAAAACCUCUUCGACGUAAGAGAGGAAAACGCCCUGACUUAUGUGAAUAUAUCCAGCAAUGAAGAAUCGAAAAACAAGACUAUAUUGUAAAUGAGUGCUUUGCCAUUUUUUUGGAACUUUUAUUCAGAAAUUAUUUAAUGUAUUAACUAAUAAAGAUUUAUAUACACUUUGUACAUACGGUAGUCAUUAAUAUAUUAACUAAAUUCUUAUAAAUAAUCUUUCAAGGUUUCUGAUCACAUUUGCAAGAGCUGGGUGUAUCCCAAGCUUUAAUAUUGUUUUUGAAGAGUGUUUGUUGAUGUGUGUGUGAGGCGGUGUAGGGGGUGGGAUGCAUGACGCUCAGAACCCCUGCGCUCCAUCCAUCCAUUGGGGAUUGGGAACAGUGACUGGUACCUCAGUGUCUCCCUACAGUGGGUCAUUUCAUCCAUUUCACUGGAGCCCACUGAGUCUGACAACCUGUUGUUAUUUUGGCUGGCUUUUCAGCUUUUCCUCUUCCCCAGAUAUAUAUAUAUAUAUAUGAGAAUUUAAAAUUCUUACAAAGAAUUGAGUGAAAUAAUGCAUGUAUUGUUAGAUACUAUAUUGUUAUGCUAAAACAAAGAUUCAUUAUUGCUAAAAUGCAGUGAUUUUUUUUUUUUUUCUUUUCUUUUGUAUUUUGUCUCACAUAUACAAGCUUUCAAACAAACCUUCCUCCAUAUUGUCUGAAAAAAGUAGUCUUUAUGUAAAUGAGCACAAAAUGUGCCUAAUAUAGAUGCCAGAGACUUUUGAUAUGUGAGAGACUGUGUGUCAGUGGCAAAUGCUUAAUGCUUACUGAAAGGAGCGAUUUCUUUUAUAUAUAUAUAUAUAUAUAUAUAUAUAUAUAUACAAAUACAAAUAUAUAGCUCUGACAUCAUGUGUAGUUCUUUUGAGAGAUUGUAGCAUUUGUUUGGUCACUGUAAUACAUUACACACAGUGUGUCGACUACAAUUUCUGUACAAUCAGUAUUAGGUUUCUUUUAUUUUCACCACAGUUACCUCUGUAGCAGCCCGUUUCAAUGCUGUUUUUGAUAGUUUUUGGGUAUUAAAGUGUAUUUCUGAAGCUUUUUAGACUACCUUUUCAUUUGUAACGAUUCUAUGAAAUGUGUAAAUUGCAUUUUGUACACAGGGGGGCGCUGUAUAUCUUCUAUGUAGAAUGCCAUGUUGAAUUCUGGGCAUAGGAAUACAGUACUCUUUAGACUCUAGAAACAACAAACCUGUUUUUUUGGCUUUUGCAGUAUUAAACAGAUUAAUACAGAUAAUGUUGUACAUAUUUGGGAGGUGUUGAAUAUCUGUUUAUAGGCCUGGUAUGAUAUAAUUAGCAAAAAUUGUACCUUAAAGCAAUCUAAUACUAGAGUUUUCCAGCAAAGCUCCCAUGUAUUUUGCAUUCUAAAGGAGAAUAUCCCAUUUUACAGGGGAUAAUGAAUACUGUGGCUCCCUUGAGCUGAUUAAUGGCAAAAAAUAUAUAAAAGAAAAUUAGAAUUAUAUAAACAGAACAUUUUUUAUAUUGGUAAAAAAUACACGUAGUAUACAAAUAACUACCUGCCAGCACAGCAUGUGUCCCUAUUAUCUUGAUCACACCUUUUCUAAUAUGUAACUGAGACAUGAAUACUAAAAAAAACACAGAUGUGAUGCUUUUUUGUUGUUGUUGGAGAACACACUCAACACUGUAAUAGAAAUGAUAUCGUUUACGACUUUUGUAAACAGCAAAGAUAUUUAAGUUGUAAUUCUGAGAUAUGAAAUGCAGUGUUUCUGUGUAUCAUUGCAUAACAUGUUGCCAAUCCUACAGUGUGAUGAGGUUUUUUUUUUUUUGCUCUUGCAUGAAAAUGAGACAAUGCUCUCCUACCUCAUGUUGUGAUAUAAGAUGUUUUCUAAAGCAGAUGACACAUCUCGAACUGUUUAUCAUGAUUGAUAUUUACGAGUUAAAUACAUGUACAUGCUUUUAGCUAAUACCUCAGUUGAAUCUUAUUUUAUUGUUUAUUUCCCCUCUUUCAGACAUUGUAAAUAUAUCUUGUAUAGACAAUGAACUUGGAUUCAAUUCAAGUAAAGUUCUGUAGUGUCAAACCGGU
Molecule: messenger RNA, 6519 nt
Organism: Ctenopharyngodon idella (grass carp)
Lineage: Eukaryota; Metazoa; Chordata; Actinopteri; Cypriniformes; Xenocyprididae
Gene: skila
Product: SKI-like proto-oncogene a
Exons: 8
Coding region: 363-2537 (724 amino acids)
Biological process (GO): negative regulation of BMP signaling pathway
Cellular component (GO): nucleus
Molecular function (GO): SMAD binding; RNA polymerase II cis-regulatory region sequence-specific DNA binding; DNA-binding transcription factor activity, RNA polymerase II-specific
Source: RefSeq, a predicted model, not a curated record